AUGACGAACAUUUUCCUUGCCUUGUUUCUUCUCAUUUUCUUGAGGCCAUGUUCUGCAGCCAGUACCUGCUAUUUCCCCAACGGAAACGUCGCUGCUGAUAACUUCCCCUGUGAUCCCGACGCAGAGGAGAGCGCGUGUUGCGGCGGUGGUCUGGGCAGCGUCUGCCGCUCCAACAGGCUAUGCCAGAAUUCAAAUGGAAACCUGGUCCGAGGCACAUGCACAGAUAAGAACUGGGAGUCGCCUGAAUGUCUUAAAUACUGCAUAGGUACGGGUGCUGGAGGAAGCGACUUGAUAUCGUGCUCCAACGUCACCAAAACAGACACCUCUUUCUGCUGUGACCACACUGUCGACUGCUGCGACACUGGCGUUGCCAGGUUCGAGGUCUUGCCGUCGAACGCCGGCAUUUUGGCAUCGUUCAAUGUGGCCUCGAGUAGAUAUAUCACCGUCAGUACAUCCUCGACACGUGCGUCCUCGUCUACAGCCACAGCCACCUCAACCUCCACAAGCGCAUCUUCCGCUUCUGCAUCCUCGACCGCGAUAUCAUCCGAAGACUCGCAGAAUGUUACAUCGCCAGGCCUAUCGGUUGGUGCGCAGGUGGGAAUUGGCGUUGGUGCCGGCGUUGGCGCACUUCUCGUUGCCGUGAUCGCAUUUCUCCUCUGGAAAAACCACAAAAAGAACCAGAUAAUCAAGGACAACCAAGUGAGAGAAGUUGCACCAUCUUCCUCCUCGCCGUGGGAUCCUUCGAGUCAGAGCUACGCGUCGUCAACGCAUCCCCAUAGCCACGCAGGACCGUGGCCAACGUACUACCACGAGCAGCAACUGCUUUAUGAUAACGGCCCCAAGGAAUUACAGGACCGGCGUUGGCAGGGUCCGGGAGUAAGGGCCGAGCUCCCUGCUCAGGUAUAG
This is a messenger RNA of Clonostachys solani, 906 nucleotides long. Lineage: Eukaryota; Fungi; Ascomycota; Sordariomycetes; Hypocreales; Bionectriaceae. The record is from the annotation of a GenBank genome assembly.